AUUUCAGGAUGAUUUAUUCGCAGAAAUGAAAUGAGAUCUUAUAUUAUAAAUUAAAGAACCGCUAUUAUGGAAGAUCAGGUUGACGAGGAGUCCCUCAUCGUUCAACUUAGGACAGCCUUUCUUCAGCAAAAUUUAGAACCAUUUGAUAGUAGAGAUGUGUCAAAGAUUCGGAAUGAUGACAGAGCUGUACUUGCUUACUUGAAAAACUGCCGUUUUAAUCUUGAGAAGGCUUUUAACAUGAUGACAGAAAGCCUGAAAUGGAGAAAAAGUUUUGGUGUAAACGAUAUCAAUAAAGAAUCAUUCAGCCCAGAUUUACUCACUGAUCCGUACCUGUAUUUUAAGGGAUAUGGCAAACAUGGCGAACCUUUGUUAAUCUGGGAUAUCCGAAGACACAAGAAGAAUAAUACCACUGUUAAUGCUGAAAUGAAAAAGCUUAUGCCUUUGUUGUUAGACCGAAGGGAAGGAGCAAAGGAUUAUAAAAAAGUCAUCAUGCUCUUUAACAUGAGCGGCUGUGGAUUAAGCAAUAUUGAUUAUGAUUUUAUAAAGUAUCUGAUCUCCCUUCUCACCGAAUACUAUCCUGAUAUUCUUGAUAACUUGCUAGUGUUUGAGAUGCCCCGACUGCUAUCAGCUGCAUGGACUAUAAUAAAAAACAUGUUGGAUGAAGAUUCAAGAGACGCAAUCAAGUUCGUAAACAAGUCAGACGUGUUAGAGUAUGUUGAGAAAGAUCAACUGCCCAUAUCUCUAGGAGGAACUAACGAGGUGGCUGCUACAAAUGUUAUGGAGAAUGAGUUCCAAAGCUUAGUUGACAAAAAGCAAGUGACGUUUACUCAGCAGACGUCACCCCGCCGUACACAAAGUACUACAAGCUCAGAUAGCAAGACCUCUCCCGACAAGAAUAUGUCCCCUCUUCAAGUCACGCCACACGACACUCUGACAUUUAGUGUUCAACAAUCGAACGCCGAGUCACUGCCACAGGCAAUUAAAAUGGUAAACAAUCGUGAAGUUCAAGUUGCAUACAAGGUGAAAACCACAGCCCCAGAACACUACAGAGUGAAACCAACAGUCGGAAUCAUUGAACCGGGCCAGGAAUGUGAAGUCUCAGUUCAGCUUACCCCUGGAAGUGCUGUUACAGCCAGCAGGGAUAGAUUCCUCGUUCAGUGUACUGAAAUAACAUCACCUUUUAAAGGUGAUAUCACCGAGUACUGGAGAUCUGUUGAACAAGGCAAGGUAACCGAACACAGACUACGAUGUAAGGUAGUGAUGAAUGGAGUCCCAUCGAAGAGAAAGUUGAUCAUCUGAUGAGCAACUCCAUGCACAUUGCUCAACCACCCAACGUUGCAGAUAGGCUACUUGCAAUCGAAAACAAGUUAAAAUCGUUAGAGCAGAAGGCAGAGGCCACUCAUCGCCAGACAAGAAACACACUUGUUAUCAUUCAGAUAUUUCUAGCGGUGUCGUUAGUUUACAUUUCGUACCUGCUAUACCAAGAAUACAACCUAUUACAAGAGUCUAUAGCUACAGAUGAGCCUGCUGUACAAUCCGUACCCAAUCAGGAGUUGUGAUUCAAUAAUUAGUUAAUUAGUUAAUUAAUUGGUUUGUGACCGGCUUACUAUACAGGACUCGACCGACUGAACUUUAAACCCGAAACUAUUAAAACCCAAUUUUAAACCGUACGGUUUUUAUCGCUAUCAUGCUGUGUUCGAUGAUAAAAGAUUCCAUUUUAUGAGAAGAGUCUCUGUCUAUGUUUAGCAUUUGAUUUGCAUUUUGGCUAUUAAAUUAUUCGUUAACUGUGUAAUUUGAAUUAACGCCUAUUUGGGGACUGAUAUAGGGUCGCGGCGUAUUCUCAUUCCAGGAUUAACUUGUAGGUUUGUCCUAUUUCAGGUUGGAAUUUUUGAGAAAUUAUUAUGACUCACUUGAUUUUGAAUUUUAGGUUAGAUUAUUGUUGCCCUAUUCAAAUGCCUGAGAUGUUGUCUAGGAUUGAGCUAAAUGUAGAUUUUACAAAAGCCUGGAUUAUGGACGGGGAAGUAUUUGAAGUUUCCUUGACAAUGAUGACAGUGAUUUGUUGAUCUGCAUUCUGUAUGUCAGGGUCACGUGUCAUAUUCAGUAACUUGUAUUACGUCACUUGUAUUACCUCCCCACUUCAAGUCGCUAGUUUGUUGAAACAUGUUGCCGUUAUUGAUCCACGUGCUUGAAUCGAAUAAAAACAUUUGAUCGUUGGGAUUUCACUACCGCAACUACUAAAAGUGCAACGUUUUUAAUAAUGAUUAUGUUUAAGUUUUAGCGUUUACGUGACAGUUUAAUAAGUAUCGUUUUCGACCGUGAUAAGUUUUUCAAAAA
Bolinopsis microptera is the source of this 2334-nucleotide messenger RNA. Its product is annotated as motile sperm domain-containing protein 2-like. The record is from RefSeq and is a predicted model, not a curated record. The coding region runs from base 67 to 1299 and encodes 410 amino acids. The transcript has 17 exons. NCBI's taxonomy places the organism in Eukaryota, Metazoa, Ctenophora, Tentaculata, Lobata, Bolinopsidae. Gene Ontology annotation, cellular component: endoplasmic reticulum-endosome membrane contact site; endomembrane system.